Messenger RNA from Anguilla rostrata (American eel), 629 nucleotides. RefSeq names its product acyl carrier protein, mitochondrial-like. NCBI's taxonomy places the organism in Eukaryota, Metazoa, Chordata, Actinopteri, Anguilliformes, Anguillidae. Bases 42 to 512 code for a protein of 156 amino acids. The transcript is spliced from 5 exons. Gene Ontology annotation, cellular component: mitochondrion. The record is from RefSeq and is a predicted model, not a curated record. Gene Ontology annotation, molecular function: acyl carrier activity; acyl binding. Gene Ontology annotation, biological process: fatty acid biosynthetic process.
UCUUUGCACUGCAUUGUGGGAUUUUAACUGAACUCACAAUCAUGGCGUCUCGUGUCCUAGCCAAAUGUGUCCGCUCGGUAGCCAGGCAGUCAGUGAAGUUAAGCCAAGGUAGUUUUGCAGUGAAAGCUGCAACGGGAGCACGACCCAUACAGCAUCCAUUCUCCGUCCUUUCAUGCAGCAAAAAAACACGACAGAACGAUCUCAUAUGGGUGUCCAGCUCACAGCUUCAGUCCUGUAGACUGUAUGGAGAUUUGCCACCUCUUACUCUUGAAACAAUCAAGGAUCGGGUCCUUUAUGUGCUGAAGCUGUACGACAAGAUAAACCCAGAAAAACUUGAAACCACAUCUCAUUUUAUGAAAGAUUUGGGGUUGGACAGCUUGGACCAGGUGGAGAUUAUUAUGGCCUUGGAAGAUGAAUUUGGGUUUGAGAUCCCAGAUGCAGAAGCUGAGAAGCUGAUGUCUCCUCAGGAGAUUGUACAUUAUAUUGCUGAUAAGAAGGAUGUGUAUGAAUAAAGGAGCUUUUGCCUGUAAUGGGUAGAUGUCACCCACCCAACCCCUCAAUGUGACUUGGCCCUAAUGCAGAUGGAUCUGCAUUUAUGUUUAAUAAAAAAUAAAAAAUAAAUAAAUGGU